AUGGCCUCAAACUCGAGAAUUAUCGACCUUGCCCGGAGCGUCACCGAGCAUCCGGCCGUUGUCGACGACUACUUACAAGAGAAUGGACUAUCGGAGCUUGUGGCCCACACUCUGACGUCGGCAUUGCUUGUCCGCUUGCCCCCCGUCAAGGAUCUCGUCGCGUACGGCGUGCUUGAUAUGUUGCCCGCGGGCAUGAGGCUGGGGGAUGCCUUGCAGCGGUUUCCCGGCAGCCUAGAUCCCAAGGAUACGGGCGCCGCCCUGGCCAACUUGAACUGCGACCAUGCGUUCGUGGACGCUGUCGCAGAGGACGGGGACGUCGCGAUAGCACUGUUGCGGCGGAAGACCCUAUGGCAGAUCCAUUCGCAAGAGCCCAAAGUCGUAAGCCGGUUCCACGCUGCCAUGGCGCACGAAUCCACCAUCGAGAACACCUUGCUAGACGAGUUCUUCGGCGAGAUCCGGACCGAAGGACAAACGAUGGUGGAUAUUGGCGGCGGAAGAGGAGCAAUAGCCGUUCAAGCGGCCAGAAGAGCCCUUGCUGCGCCCUUUAUAGUACAGGAUUUGGGAGAGAACUGCGAGAAGUGA
Messenger RNA from Colletotrichum navitas, 582 nucleotides. RefSeq lists its product as uncharacterized. The record is from RefSeq and is a predicted model, not a curated record. The coding region runs from base 1 to 582 and encodes 193 amino acids. The transcript has 2 exons. Lineage: Eukaryota; Fungi; Ascomycota; Sordariomycetes; Glomerellales; Glomerellaceae.